Messenger RNA from Ruditapes philippinarum (Manila clam), 2407 nucleotides. RefSeq lists its product as uncharacterized. The transcript has 4 exons. The coding region runs from base 174 to 1856 and encodes 560 amino acids. The record is from RefSeq and is a predicted model, not a curated record. Lineage: Eukaryota; Metazoa; Mollusca; Bivalvia; Venerida; Veneridae.
GCUGUAUGAUAUGAUUCAUCGUGUUCUUUAAAAUCAAUUUAACUCUUGAUAUUUCACAUAACAUUCUUAAUUCCUACUAUAUGAUAUUGCCAGGACAUUAAUAUUUCUUUUUAUUUCUUCAAAGUAUUAUUGCUAAACAAAAAAGUAGAACAACGCAAAGGAUAACUUUAACAAUGAAAAACUGUAAAGAUUUGAUCAAAGAGGAGAGAUACAGAAACUGGGUAAAAGGUACUUUGGGAAUAGAGCAAACGAGCAAGGCAGUAUGUAAAUACGUCAACCGAAAAUUUUCAAUGUAUUUACAAGGUACAGCUACACUUAACAAUCCCGCCAUACAAUCCUACUUGACCGCGGACGAAUUUUCACAUUUUCGAGAUGAAAUAAAAUCAGAAUUUCGAUAUAAUCUGACAAAAUUUGUCGGGUUAAAAAAUGGAAAAUGGUACUGGAAAGGAAAUUGUAAAGAAUGUCAGGGCACAUUGGACAAACUAAUAUGCUUACACAAAAGUCAGAAAGACAUUCAUUGGAAAAAUAGUGACAACACCAAAACACUUUCGCCUGAAUGGGCCAUCGCAAAAAUCUUUAUGCCAAUGGGCAAUGAGAAAAACAAGGGGCAAGAUGAUACUGACCCUAGUGCAAUUUUUAAAUUGAUGAAGAUGUGUGAUUUAUUCAUGAACCCAAUUAGAGAAAGAAACAUUGACGGGGUUAUAGAUGCUAGAAACGCGCUUUUCCACUCAUCUGACAAUUUGGUAGAAAAUGACGUCCUGGAAAACUAUUUUACAUCUAUGGAGAACCUUAUCUCUGAUGCUUUAAAUGACACGGAUAUUGAUGUAGACUUAAAACGAAGUAUCAUUGAUUGUCAUGGAAAAAUUGUUAAGUUAAAAGAAAGCGAAAUGACAAUGACCCUGUUUGAAGACGCACAAAAAGCAAUGAGAAUUAAAAGGGCAGCUAUCUAUUAUGAAUUUGAACAAUGUCUUUGUGACAAUGAUCCAGAACAGCUGAAAGAAUUAUUAAAACUUGCAGAACAAUUAGGAUCGGACCUUGAGUUCAUAAAUAACCAUUUUGAUGACAUUAAAUCACAAAAUUUGCGAAUCGAAGAACUGGAGAAACAAGUAAAUGACAAAAGCUGUAAAAUUGAGCAAUUGACGUCGAUCAGGGAUAGCCAACAGGACGAAAUCACGAAAAUGGAAAUCGAUAUCAAAGCAAAAGGUGUAGAACUUGAAAAUUUAGAAAAACAGUUAAAGGAAAAGUCAAAAGAUUAUGGUGAUUUGCAAGCAAUCAUUGGCGACAACAAUACCAAAAUUCGAGAAUUAGAGGACAGGCUUAACAAACAAAUAAUUGAAAAAGAAGAAAAGCAAGAGGAAAUUACCGAAAACAAAGCCAAAAUACGAGAUUUAGAAGAAAAAUUAAAUAAAAUAAUUAUACAAAACGAUAGACUGCAAGAAGAAAUUUCCAAUAACAAAGCCGAAAUACGAGAUUUAGAAGAAAGGGUAAAUGAACGAAUAAAAGAAAAUUGGGAAUUGCAAGAAAAAAUUGCAAACAAAAAUGCAACAAUUUUGGAUUUACAAGUAAGGUAUAAUGACUUAACAAAAGAAAAUGGUGAACUUCAAGACGAAAUUUCAAAAAUCAAAGUCACAAAUACUGAACUAUUACAUCAAAAUAAUAACUUAGAAAGACAGCUUCGUAAACAAAAGUCAGAGGUCACAAACAUUUCCAAGAAAAGAGAUGACAUCCGACAACAACUUGAAUAUCUACAACACAAGAAUGAGCUUCAACGUCGCCAAAUUGAUUGUCUCGAAUGGGAAACUGUUGCUAUAUCGAGUGGACUUGCUGUAACAUCAAUGAUUUUUUUAAGUUUGUAAGCACAAAUCAGAAAUAUAUAUUUUAUAAAAGGACAAAAGUGAAACUUCGAACUCAGUGCUGUACAUAUUUAUUGCUAUCGAUAAUUAAAACAUAGUUACUUGUUGAAAGUUAAUACAUUUAGAUAUGAGUUUGUGUUUGAGUCUAGAGUUGGAAACUGAUGAUACUUCAUUAAAAUUUGCUGUUGGAACAGUAGUACAAUUAGGUUACUAAGCAUAAAGCAGAAAGAUUCAUUUUUACGAAAGCAGUUUAACAAAACUACAGUUGAUGUCUAUAACUAAAACCAUGAGUACUUGUUUAAAUACAGUUUUUAUUGUGUUUAGACUUGCACUUCUUUCCGAAGAGAUUGAUUAACAUGCACUAACACUAAUUGCAAGUCAUUAUCCGUAUUUUAAACAUGCAUUUAUUUUGUAAUAUUUAGAUAACAUUUGUCUUUAAAUAACUGGUUGUUAAAAAUCGUUUAUUGAAUGAAUAUGAUUUUUUUAUACUUGAAAGGAUAAUUCCUACUUGAUGCAAAGGAAGACUUUUAUCAAUUAAAAUGUGCAUGACAAUA